This is a messenger RNA of Protobothrops mucrosquamatus (brown spotted pit viper), 1368 nucleotides long. It is a transcript of the gene TAT, whose product is annotated as tyrosine aminotransferase. NCBI's taxonomy places the organism in Eukaryota, Metazoa, Chordata, Lepidosauria, Squamata, Viperidae. The transcript is spliced from 11 exons. The coding region runs from base 1 to 1368 and encodes 455 amino acids. The record is from RefSeq and is a predicted model, not a curated record. Gene Ontology annotation, molecular function: pyridoxal phosphate binding; L-tyrosine:2-oxoglutarate transaminase activity. Gene Ontology annotation, biological process: biosynthetic process; aromatic amino acid catabolic process.
AUGGACUCCUGCCUGAUCCAGGUGAACAGCAACACCUCCCUGUCCUCCGUCCUAGAUGUCCAUGUCAACCUCAAUGGGAAAAGCCCUUCUUUGCCCAAGGGAAAAGGCCGUAAGCCCCACUGGGCGGUCAAGGCUUCAGAAAUGUCUAGAAGGACUUUCAAUCCCAUUCGAGCCAUUGUGGAUGCCAUGAAAGUGGAACCCAACCCCAGGAAAGCUCUGAUAUCUUUGUCCAUAGGAGAUCCAACUGUCUUUGGAAACCUUCCUACAGAUGAUGAAGUCACACAGGCCAUGAAAGAAGCACUGGACUCUGGAAAAUACAAUGGCUAUGCCCCAUCUGUGGGUUACCUAUCUUGUCGAGAGGUGGUUGCAAGCUACUACAAUUGUCCAGAAGCACCUCUGAAAGCCCAGGAUGUAAUCCUGACCAGUGGCUGCAGUCAAGCCAUUGAAUUAGCUUUAGCAGUCCUGGCUAACCCUGGACAGAACAUCCUGGUGCCACGCCCUGGCUUCUCCCUCUACAAAACCUUGGCUCACUCUAUGGGAAUCGAAGUCAAGUUCUACAAUCUCUUGCCAGAAAAGUCCUGGGAAAUUGACCUGAAGCAAAUGGAAUCUCUGGUGGACAACAGAACAGCUUGCCUGAUUGUGAACAACCCAUCCAAUCCCUGCGGUUCUGUUUUCAGCAGAAGUCACCUCCAGAAGAUUCUGGCAGUGGCCUCCAGGCAGUGUGUCCCCAUUUUGGCUGAUGAGAUCUAUGCAGAAAUGGUGUUUGAAGACUGCAAAUACGAGUCCCUUGCAAAGCUCAGCACUAAUGUCCCGAUCCUGUCCUGUGGAGGCCUUGCCAAGCGGUGGUUGGUGCCUGGCUGGAGGAUGGGAUGGAUUCUGAUCCACGACCGCCGGGACAUCUUUGGAGAGGAGAUCAGGGAAGGCCUUCUGAGACUGAGCCAAAGGAUUUUGGGGCCCUGCACAGCUGUCCAGGGAGCCCUUGGGCAUAUCUUCCACCACACAUCCCCUGAAUUUUAUCACAACACUCUCAGCUUCCUCAAGUCCAAUGCUGCCCUGUGCUAUGCUGCCCUCUCCACCGUCUGUGGACUGAAGCCGAUCCGGCCCCAGGGAGCCAUGUAUUUGAUGGUGGGGAUUGAGAUGGAACAUUUCCCAGAUUUUGAGAACGAUGUGGAGUUCACAGAGAGGCUAAUUGCAGAGCAGUCGGUCUUCUGUCUGCCUGCCACGUGUUUUGAGUACCCUAACUUCUUCCGUGUGGUGAUCACCGUGCCUGAGGAGAUGAUGGUGGAAGCUUGCCAGCGUAUCCGCUACUUCUGUGAGAAGCACUAUCAAGGGGGAGAAGGGACCCAGGAUCUGGAAUGUGACAAGUAG